AUGUUUACGAUUUGGUGGAAUUCACAGUUUGAUAGCGCUAGAAAUCUAAGGAUUCACUUAGAAGCCAUACAAGUACUUAGCGAUCUGAACCUUUUAGUUAAGAAGGCAUACAUUUCUUCUGAUGUCAACUGGUUCAUGGAUGGUAAGCUAAUUUUCCAUUCUCUUUCAAAUAAGCUAACUAAUGAAAGUGUUUUAAGAAAUAUUGAACAAUCACUUGGCAGCAUUCACAAUGGAAAAGCCAAAAAAAUAAAUGGUCUAAUUGCCUUGGAAUUAACGGGCUCAGGCCGUAUUGGUCUUCUUUCGGAGGUAUUUGGUGUUUUAGCUGAGCUGCAAUAUGAUGUGGUCGAUGCUAAAGUUUGGACUCAUAAUGGCCAUUUUGCUUCCUUAAUCUACGUAGAAGAUUGCGAUUCUGUGAGUCCUAUUGAGGAUUCUAAGAAAUUUAAGAGCGUUCAAGCACGUUUAAUGUCUGUUUUAAAGGCAGACAAUAACAUUACAAAUGCUAAAACAUUCAUCUCUUAUGAUGUUGUACACCCUGAUAGAAGACUCCACCAAAUGAUGUUUGUUGAUCGUGAUUUCCAAAAGAAUCCCAUUUUCAAGUAUACUUCUGAAACACCAUUAGUCACUGUCCAAAAUUGGGUUGAAAUGGGUUAUUCGGUGGUUAAUGUUUAG
This is a messenger RNA of Lathyrus sativus (Indian pea), 669 nucleotides long. The record is from the annotation of a GenBank genome assembly. Lineage: Eukaryota; Viridiplantae; Streptophyta; Magnoliopsida; Fabales; Fabaceae.